Harpegnathos saltator (Jerdon's jumping ant) is the source of this 3629-nucleotide messenger RNA. Its product is annotated as methyltransferase-like protein 9. The coding region runs from base 200 to 1276 and encodes 358 amino acids. The transcript has 4 exons. Gene Ontology annotation, molecular function: protein-L-histidine N-pros-methyltransferase activity. The record is from RefSeq and is a predicted model, not a curated record. Lineage: Eukaryota; Metazoa; Arthropoda; Insecta; Hymenoptera; Formicidae.
UAUGGCCACGUGUUGAGUGAAGUGUUUACGCGGACGAGGCGUACGGUGUUCGGCCGUGUAGCAGCGAACGGCGACGCGAUCGCGAUCGGCCGACUCACCCGUCGUGAUUCAUGCGACGGGAAAGCACGCCACGUGUUCAACGAUGCGCGCCUAGUGCCGACCGAGCGUUCGUUCGUUGGGCGCGCUAUUCGCGGCAAGCAUGGCGGGUGCGGCGGACGAGCCCAUCACCAGGUGCACCUACGGCUGUCAAGACACCUGCAAUGUCACCAACAAUGUCGGGGACCGUCGCGACGGCGCCGGGAAUCCUUCCGUGCAGAGCUACCGGCCGCACGGCAGCCUCGCCAGGGUGUUGUACGACAAGCGAAAGGCUGACGAGUGGCUGGCGGCCUACGACAAGCGCAGGUGGUACAAAGUGGACAAGAAAAAGAUCAGAGAGGACUUGCUCGACCUGUGGAUCCCGCUCGGCGGUGGCCCCAACGCCGACCAGCCCGACAAAGCCGCCGAAAUUUUCCUCGUGAGAUCCGCCGAGAGAUCCGACUCGUUGCCGCUGCAGGCAUGGCACUCGUUAGCCAGGUCGGCGUUAUCCUGGUUCAUCAGUCGAACAUCCAUAAACGGGCUGCUGGGCCGCGGCUCCAUGCACGUGUUCUCCAGCGAGCAAUUCCAAAAGCUAAUGGACGCGAGCGGCUUCACGGGCCCUUGGCAUUCCUUGGUGGACCUCGGGGCAGGCGACGGUGCAACCACCGCCCACGUGGCGCAUCUCUUCGAGAAGGUAUACGCCACGGAUAUCUCACCCCCCAUGAGAUGGGUUCUAGCGAGGAGGAAGUUUACGGUGCUGGACGUAGAGAGGUGGCACCAGGAAGCCGGUCCCUUCAACGUCAUCCUCUGCUUGAACCUUCUCGACCGCUGCGACCGGCCGAACACCUUGCUGAGUCUGCUGAGGACCUCGUUGGCGCCCGGUGGUAGACUGGUGGUCGCCUUGGUGUUGCCGUUCAGCCCGUACGUCGAAGUCGGCGAGAGGGGCAACCACAAGCCCUCGGAGUACCUACCGGUGCGGGGGAGCGGUCUCGAGGCGCAGAUAGUCGGACUGAUCGACCGGGUCUUCACUCCCGUGGGUCUGCGGUGCCUCGCCUGGAGCAAACUGCCGUACCUCUGCGAGGGUGAUCUGGGCCAGGCGUAUUACUUCCUGGACGACGUAAUAUUCGUGCUGGAGGCGCAGCCGGUCACCUACGAAUUCGUCACGGUGGACGACGGAGUUUCGUUGAGGAGAGACUUUUAAGGGCAUAAAGGGAGCGAGGAAUUGAUACGAGAAAACGCUUAAGACUGCCGUUUCUCCUCGCCGCGGUGACCUUGAGUUAUGACGUCAAAAGCGAAAUGUACUUUGGAGAUUCUUACGGGUUUCGUUAAAAUAAAAAAAAGCGUUCGCGGAAUGACACUCGAUAUCGGUCGAGCGGAUCUGUAAAACAGUCCGAGCGCUUUCCUUUCGCCCCAACAAUCGAUUAAAAUUAACGUGACAGAAUUAUGAGGGAACAUAGAUUGCAUGUCACUUCAAUCGUUUCACGUAAAAAAGAAGAAGAAAGAAUAGAGGGAAAGAAACGCAAACGCUACUGCCGUUUGUUUCUCGUUGUCGUUGUAUGACCGACGACAAUCGAUUGUUGGAGCGAAAGAAAGUCUUCGGGCAAUGGUAAAUAAGAAGGUACCCAUCAAAUGCCACUUGCGAUCGAUCAAGAAGAUCUAUAAGAUAUAUACAAAAAUGAUCUAUUAGAAAUAUGUAAAAAUUAUCUAUGAGAUAUUACGGAUCUCUUCUUGACCCGUUGGCAAGUCACAUUUUGUGGACGUCGAAAGCGUACGUCGAAAGAACUUUUAACGAAUUUUCUGCAAGAAUUAGAAACUACUUUCUAACACCUUUCUGACGUCAUCAUUCACAAGUCCCGCGGCGAAGGCGAGGGUCUCAACCCUUAGACUGCGGGCCGCUUGGACGCAAGAUCGCUGUUUGUGAUGCAAAACUAACGCAGUCGUCGCGAGACGCCUCACUUCCGCGCAUUGCAAUGUUUGUUUUCCAUUGUUGAACUGGCUGCACCAUCUUGGUUCUCUGCUGCCUCUUUCUUCCGGCAAGUCCCACUUGCAUAUCUGUCUCUUCUUGACCUCCGUAAGUGCGCGCUGGUUCAGCAAUAGAAGAGAAAAGCUUAAUAUUAAUGAAGCGCGAGGACGCCUUUAGGCACCGUUGGUGUCGCACUCUGAGGGUUAAGAGGGAGAGAGCGAGAAAAGUGACACGGGUCUCUCACACUUGUAAAAACUUUAAUAAUUGCUGUCAUGAGUUAGAAUUAUGCGAGAAUACAGAAGAGCAAUACUGACAAGCGACGACGAGCUUAAAAUGUGCAGACACAGCGGUUAGCGUUUGGUGUACGAAUAUCAUUAAGCGAUCCGUGUUAAAAAAGAAACCGGAUCGACGACGGUGCGCAUUUUACAUCGUUUAUCAUUCUUACUGUCGAAUUCGGUGCGGAAACGUGUACACGGUCUAUGGUAUAGAUAUGGCGCGAGAGUAACGAGAUCCGGAAACGAAAUCCGUAGUUAUUUCCCUUCCAUGCCUUUCGUUCGCGCGUCCGACUGCGUUCGAGAACAUCCACCUACGGCCAGAUCUCUUUCCGCCGAUUGUUUCAAUUAAUUAAUAAUUCGUUAAUUAAUACCGAUGCAGGAGGCGGAUGUAGCACAAACUGUGAUGUGUUCGAAGGAAAAGUGUCAGAGUGAGGCACAAUGUAACAAUGUUACGUUAGUCGCAGCAACUGCUAAUCCUGCCGAAGUAGAGUCGGGCUUUAGAGCUGAGGAGAACGAGUCCUUUUGGGCUUUCCGAGCGCUUAAUCCAGUAUCUAUCCUGCGGUCUAUCCGUGAUCGCGGGUCACGUACAACGUAAAGCUACGGCUGUGAUGAAAUGCGUCGUGCGUCGAAAUGCGUAGUAGUAGAACGAAGAUUAAAGAGCAGCCGAGUAUCCGUGGUGCUGCGACUUUCGCCCUUGAGGAAACCAGCGCACAGACUCUCUGCCUGCCGUCGGGUUGCUCCGGCCAAUCGCACAAGAAACGUUCUCGUCGCUGAGCGGGGAAUUAGCUCAACCUUGUGAUCUCGAACGCAGCCAUUCAAGUUUUUCACGCGACUCGGCGAGAUUCUUUACUUUGUACGUCGGACCAAUCCUCCCCUCUCGCAAUCAGUCAGAUUCUGUUUCCGCGCUCCCCUUUUUCCCCAUUUGGCAUAAUUGCGGUGACUUAGUCAUGGAUAUGCUUAGUUGUGCCGCCGGUCACACGCGACCGGCGACGAGAGACAAACGGCGGUACGUUUCUUCUCUCCUUUCUUUCUUUUCUUCUUUUUUUACAUAAUAACUACUAUAAGAAAUAAGUCCAUCUAGUUAUUGGAAAUACACUUUGGUGUGCAACAAGUUAUCGUCGAAUUACGAACCAUAUUGCAGCAGCGCAGCAGCAGCCUCUUUGUCAAUGUAUAUGUAUAUGUCAACGGAAAGAAAAACGCAGUCUUGUAGAAGCCGGAUCUGCGUGCGUUUAUGGGGAGGGGAAAAAAAAAAAAAAAACGAGAGACCACUAUCCACUCGUAAGGGACGAAAAUAAAGAACCACUGUCGACAAUGAA